Molecule: messenger RNA, 1332 nt
Organism: Diatraea saccharalis (sugarcane borer)
Lineage: Eukaryota; Metazoa; Arthropoda; Insecta; Lepidoptera; Crambidae
Source: the annotation of a GenBank genome assembly
AUGGCGAACAACAAUAAAGUUUAUAUAAAUCCAAAUUUUAAUAAAUUGUUUCCACCAAGUCCAUCAGCUACACCACCUACAGCCACGCCCCACAGUAAAUUAAUAAUGCACGUUAAUCCUAAUUUCUCGAGGCAAACUUUGUCACAUCAGAGCAAAAUAUACGUCAAUCCUAAUUUUUUGAAGGCUAAUAAUAGGUCAAAUGAAGUAGAUUUACUCUACUCCAAUAAAACUUUGGACAAUUUGCCACAAGUUAUUACAAGCGAUACGCAAAUUAAUAAGGUCCUAAUGCAACAACUUGUAUCAAAAACCAGAUACACUUUAGUCAGACAAAAUACUGACACAGUUAAGCGACAACCACCUUUAGCAGAAGCAGUUAAAUCAGCGACGACUAUAAAAAUCAAUAAGUACAAGUCUGUAGAUAUGAAAAAAUUUAAGAAGAAUUUAGAAGCUUCAAAGUAUUUAAAUAAAACGAAAUCGCUUCAAUCAGUUUAUAAUUUAUCAAAUGCGAAACAAACGGAUUCUACAGUUACCAAUCAAGAUCUUACAAAUACGCUUCAUUCGACACAAUUACGAUUAACUAAGUUUUAUAGAAAUAAAUAUAAAUUCUGUAAACCUGGCACCUCCACGAAAGUGAUAGAAACGAAAUCAUCAAAUAAAAGAUUUUCAAUUGAUAGAAAAUGGAGGAAUUCAAAAUUAAAAGUAAUAAAAGGUUUAAAAAAGAAUAACAUUCCAUGUCCAUUGUAUAAAAAAUAUGGCAAAUGUUUAAGAAGUAUUAAUGGUACUUGUGACUUUUUACAUGAUAAAAAACAUGUAUCUAUAUGUAGAAAGUUUUUAAAAGGUAUGUGCCAGGAAGAGACUUGUCUUUUGUCACAUGAUAUUUCUGCAAAAAAGAUGCCAACAUGUUAUUUUUAUUUAAAAGGCAUAUGCACAAAAGAUAAUUGUCCCUAUUUGCACGUAAAAUUAAACGAAAAAUCCAAAAUAUGCCAAGACUUUUUGAAAGGCUAUUGCGAGAGAGGCGAUAUGUGUUUUAAUCUUCAUACUGUGAAAUCAUACAAACAAACGAAAAAACCAGUAAACAGGUCAUUGAAUUCGUCAUCUCAUGUGAUAAAAAAGAAAUCAAACAGUGUUUGUAAAUCCAAAGCAAUGAAUAAGAACAUAAAAAUUAAUGCCACAAAAGCAGACACCUCUGAAGGUGAGAACUCUGAACCAAGAAAUAGUGAAUGUAGAUAUUACAGUGAAUUAAUAGUUAAGUCAGAAAAUAACAAGGCACAUGAUGCUUUUAAACCAUCAAGGUGUAAGUUAGGUAUUUUGCCAUCUUAUAUAAAGUUGUGA